CUAGGCCUGGGCUUUACCACCCAGGGCUGAGGAGUAGGAUGGGGGAUGGGCCCGUAACAGGAAGAGCCCUGGGUGUCCUCUUUCGGCCCCAUGGAGUCCUCACCCAUUCCCCAGUCAUCAGGAAACGCAUCCACUUUUGGAAGAGCCCUUCAAACACCAGGUCCCUCUACUGCCAGCGGGGUCCCCGAGUUGGGACUGCAGGACGUGGCUUCAGAAUCCGUGGCCCUCUUCUUCAUGCUCCUGUUGGACCUUACUGCUGUGGCCGGCAACGCUGCCGUGAUGGCUGUUAUUGCCAAGACACCUGCCCUCCGAAAAUUUGUCUUUGUCUUCCAUCUCUGUCUGGUGGACCUACUGGCUGCUCUGACCCUCAUGCCCCUGGCCAUGCUCUCCAGCUCCGCUCUCUUUGACCACGCCCUCUUCGGGGAGGUGGCCUGCCGUCUCUACUUGUUCCUGAGCAUUUGCUUCGUCAGCCUGGCCAUCCUCUCGGUGUCUGCCAUUAACGUGGAGCGCUACUACUAUGUGGUCCACCCCAUGCGCUACGAGGUACGCAUGACACUGGGGCUGGUGGCCUCCGUGCUAGUGGGCGUGUGGAUAAAGGCCCUGGCCAUGGCUUCUGUGCCAGUGUUGGGAAGGGUCUCCUGGGAGGAAGGCGCUCCCAGUGUUAACCCAGGCUGUUCUCUCCAAUGGAACCAUAGUGUCUACUGCCAGCUUUUUGUGGUGGUCUUUGCUGUUCUUUACUUCUUGCUGCCCUUGAUCCUGAUCUUGGUGGUUUACUGCAGCAUGUUCCGAGUGGCUCGUGUGGCGGCCAUGCAACACGGGCCGCUGCCCACGUGGAUGGAGACACCCCGGCAACGCUCUGAGUCUCUUAGUAGCCGCUCUACUAUGGUCACCAGCUCCGGGGCUCAGCAGACCACCCCACACCGGACGUUCGGGGGUGGAAAGGCAGCAGUGGUCCUCCUGGCUGUGGGAGGCCAGUUCCUGCUCUGUUGGCUGCCCUACUUCUCCUUCCAUCUUUACGUGGCCCUGAGCGCGCAGCCCAUUUCGACAGGACAGGUGGAGAAUGUGGUGACUUGGAUCGGCUACUUCUGCUUCACUUCCAACCCUUUUUUCUAUGGAUGUCUCAACCGUCAGAUCCGGGGCGAGCUUAGCAAACAGUUUGUCUGCUUCUUCAAGGCAGCCCCAGAGGAGGAGCUGAGGCUGCCUAGUCGAGAGGGCUCUAUUGAGGAGAAUUUCUUGCAGUUCCUCCAGGGGACCUCUGAGAACUGGGUUUCCAGGCCCCUACCCAGCCCCAAGCGGGAGCUACCACCUGCUGUUGACUUUCGAAUCCCAGGCCAGAUUGCUGAGGAGACCUCGGAGUUCCUGGAGCAGCAACUUACCAGCGACAUCAUCAUGUCAGACAGCUACCUCCGUCCCGCCCCCUCACAAAAGCUGGAGUCCUGA
Arvicola amphibius (Eurasian water vole) is the source of this 1440-nucleotide messenger RNA. It is a transcript of the gene Gpr61, whose product is annotated as G protein-coupled receptor 61. Gene Ontology annotation, biological process: G protein-coupled receptor signaling pathway. Lineage: Eukaryota; Metazoa; Chordata; Mammalia; Rodentia; Cricetidae. Gene Ontology annotation, molecular function: G protein-coupled receptor activity. Bases 91 to 1440 code for a protein of 449 amino acids. The record is from RefSeq and is a predicted model, not a curated record. The transcript has a single exon. Gene Ontology annotation, cellular component: plasma membrane; signaling receptor complex; endosome.